Messenger RNA from Peniophora sp. CBMAI 1063, 1365 nucleotides. The record is from the annotation of a GenBank genome assembly. NCBI's taxonomy places the organism in Eukaryota, Fungi, Basidiomycota, Agaricomycetes, Russulales, Peniophoraceae.
AUGACGUCUACGCCACCGCCACCAGUAGACAUUCCACCGUACCAAGUCCAGUCUCUGCUGGAGAAGGUGGUCGAGACUUAUGGUUACAACAGUAUGGACGGCGUCCCCACGGUCGAAGUAAAAUGUGCCCAGGCAUUAGGGUCCGAGAUCAUUGCCGGGUGCUCGAACGGGGAGAUACUACGCUUUGUAUUGCAACAUUCUGGGCCUGGAAAGCCCGACGCUUACAGCCUGUACUCGCGUCAAAGCCUUCCCGCAGACAAGCCUGUCGACGAGAUUGUGCUCUUGCCCAGUAUAUCUCGAGCCAUGAUAUACUCUGACCGCCAAGUAUACUUCUACACGCUACCUUCGCUCGACCUCAUCCCCUCGACCGUGAUCAAGCCCAUACGGAAUGUCGUUGCUUUGGCGGUCGACCACCAGCACAUUACGCGGCCCGCGCCACCACCCUCCGAUUCACCCAUACCAGUUGAACCAGUCGAUUUCUGUAUCAUCAAGCGGAAUACAAUCGCUAUGUAUAGUCUCUUGGACAGACUAAGCUACCAUGGGGAAGUCCCACUUCCCGAUGGCGCCUUUGUGGCACGUCGCUCGGGACCUUACCUUUGUAUGGCCAACCGAGAGACUUAUGGCGUAGUCAACCUUGCCGCCGGUCUCUUUACGCCUCUCAUGCCCAUCAGCCAGGCGCCUGGGCCGCGCAUUCGUCCGAUGAUUGGUGUUGUAUCACCGACCGAGUUUUUAAUCCUGUCGUGGACUGGUGCCAGCACCAUGGGCAUCUUUGUCACAGGCGAAGGCGAUCCUGUUCGCGGCACGCUCGAGUUUCCCAAACAUCCGCUAUCGAUAUCCGUGGACUAUCCUCACGUCGCGGCUCUGAUGCCCGACCAGACCCUUCAAAUUCACAGCAUCGAGACACAAGCCGUCGUGCAGACCAUCGAGCCGCCACCUAUACCGGAGAACAUCACCGAUCCAAUGGAGAUGCUCGCAGGAGAACGGAAGGCAGUCGCAUUGGCACCAAACGGCUUUCUCGUACCUCACGCAAGCCAAGCGGCGAAACUGCGCACGCGUCGAGUGAAACUGCUGGGCCGGACAGCACGACCGGGAGGGCGUGCAACCGGGGAAAUUGUGUCGCCGAUUGACUUGAGGGAUGCGAACGGUCGGCUGAUGGCAAGCGUGACGGGCGAGGGUGAAGAGGAGGAUGCGAGAGGAUACGAGGUCGAGAAGACUUCCGAUGUACCUGAAGACGGUAACGGUGAUCAGAGCCCACUUCAAGACCAAGCCGUUGCUGAGGGUGAAGCUGGUACGCAAGAGGUGUUGCGCGACGACGAUGCUACGUCAAAUGUAGAAGUACGAACAGACCUUGCUGUCGUGGAGUAA